GACUUGGGGGAAUCGCUCUGGCACCUGGCGGGGCGAAUCUCCCCCUUGAGGAAGGGGUGGGGGCGCGGGUCCUGCCUCUGGGAGUAGGAGGGCCCCCGGGAGAUGGGAUCUGUUACCGUUUGACUCCCUUUUGAAAGCUCAGUAGAAGCAAACGUGGAGAGACGGAGCUUGCAGCCAACACUCUGACAAGAAAGGGAGAGGAAGAAAGGUCUGCAUAACAAACAGGCUGCAGCAGAGUUGGGCCUUUCCCCCGUGGAUAGCUACAAGAGUGCCACUAUGAGUGACCAGCUAAAAUUUAUUGUUGAGAAGCUCAACAAGGAGCCCUUUAAGAAGAACUUCAAUUUAAUCACAUUUGACUCAUUGGAGUCAAUGCAGCUGUUACAGCUGCUAAAUGAUGUUCUGGGAGAGAUUGACCCAAAGCAAGUUGUUGACAUUAGAGAAGAGCUUCCAGAGCAGACGGCUAAACGGAUGUUGAGCCUUCUUGGCAUUCUUAAAUAUAAACCUCCAGGAGGCACCAGUGACUUGAGUACGUUCCGCCAGGGUUUAGUCAUUGGAAGUAAGCCUGUCAUUCAUCCUGUCUUGCACUGGCUGCUUCAACGGACAAAUGAGCUGAAGAAAAGAGCCUAUCUUGCACGGUUCCUAAUCAAAGUAGAUGUACCAGCAGAGUUCCUUCAAGAUGAUGUUGUGUCAGAUACCAAUAGACAGUAUGAAGAGCUGAUGGAAGCAUUCAAAAACCUUCAUAAAGAAUGUGAACAGCUGAAGACAUCUGGUUUCUCAACUGCAGAAAUACGAAGGGAUAUCACUGCUAUGGAAGAGGAGAAGGAUCAGCUGAUGAAGAGAGUAGAGCGUCUUAAGAAGCGGGUGGAGACAGUGCAGAAUCAUCAGCGGAUGCUUGAAAUGGCAAGGCAGCUUCGGGUGGAGAAGGAGAGGGAGGAAUCUCUCUCCCAGCAGAAGCAAGAACAGAAAAAUCAGCUUUUUCAUGCAGAGCAGAGGCUGCAAAGAGUCCAACUCCAGCUAAAGGAUAUGCGUCAUGCAGCAGUAGAUUCAAAGCCAGAAAGCUUAAUGAAGAGACUGGAAGAGGAGACAAAGUUCAAUACAUAUUUGGUCUCUGAAAAAUUUCCUAGAGAACUGGAAAUAAAGAAACAGUCGCUGUACUUCUUGCAGAAAGUAGUUGCAGAGCCAGCAAUGGGCCAGUCUGAUCUCAACGAACUUGAAACCAAAAUAAAUGAGGUCAACAUACAAAUCAAUCAGUUGAUUGAGAAGCGGAUGAUGAAAUAUGAACCAAUCGAUAGUAAAUUUUCAAUGUAUCGACAACAGGCCUCCAUCAUUUCCCGGAAGAAGGCAGCCAAGGCCGAAGAGCUUCAGGCUGCCAAGGAAGAGCUGUCCAACCUAGAGAAGCAAAUGUUGCAGAAGUCAAGCCAAGCCCGGGAACUGAAUGGGGCCGAAGUCUUGAAAGGGGAUGAGUUUAAGCGGUAUGUUAAUAAGCUUCGGAGCAAAAACACGCUUUACAAAAAGAAGCGCCUGGAUAUAGCAGAAAUUACAGCUGAGUACGGCAUCCUGCAGAGAACAGAGGAGCUCCUAAAACAGCGCCAUGAGGAUAUCCAGCAGCAGCUGCAAGCAAUUGAAGACAAGAAGGGUAUCUCUGGAUACAGCUAUACACAGGAGGAGCUAGAGAGAGUGUCAGCCGUGAAGAGCGAAAUGGAUGAAAUGAAGGGUCGGACUCUGGAUAACAUGUCUGAAAUGGUGAAAAAACUGAAUGCUAUGGUGGCUGAUAAGAAGUCAAGCCUUGCUCCGAUUAUCAAAGAUUUAAGGCAGUUGCGACAGAAGUGUCAGGAAUUGACCCAAGAAUGCGGAGAGAAAAAAACCCAGUAUGACAGCUGUGCAGCAGGCCUGGAGAGCAACCGUUCUGCACUGGAGCAGGAGGUGAAGGGCCUUCAUGAAGAGUGUAUUCAGGAGGAAAGCCGCUAUCAUCACAUCAACUGCAUGAAAAAGAUCCUAGAAGUCAGCCUUCAGCGCGCCAAAGACGAGAUGAAGCUGUAUGUUUCUUCAGAUAUGCAGGAAAGAAGAAAGGCAAUCAGGGAACAAUACACCCGGAUGAUCACGGAACAAGAAAACCUUGGAAAGAAACUGCGAGAGAAGCAGAAGAGUGUGCGGGAAAGCCACGGUCCAAAUCUGAAGCAAGUGAAAAUGUGGCGAGAUUUCCAGCUGCUCAUGGAGUGCAAGAAGGAAUGUUUCCUCAAGCAGCAAAACCAAGCAUCCAUUGGCCAGGUUAUUCAGGAAGGAGGAGAGGACCGGCUGGUCUUGUGAAUCCCAGCCAUACUGAGCAUCAGUUCUGUUGUGAAAAUUGGUCUAGUUCUACAACUGUUUUUACAAAAGUUAGAUUUCUGGUUGCUGUUGUUGAGGGGCUCAGCUGCUGUUCAGCUACAACGGCUGCUUGGAAAAGUCCCAGCCUAAAUAGAAUGGCAAUGGUUUCCCAGUUUGACUGGGAGCCUUUUCAGCGGCUCAUUGUAUUAAAGAGAGAAAAUAACUCUCUACAGGUACUGCAGAUGCGAAGUGGCUCUAUCACUUGGAGGCCAGUUUAAGCAGUGGGAUGGGCUCCGUGUUCAAUUACUGCAUUGAAAUGGGUUUAUGGGCAAAGGUCUAGUCCAUGUGUUGAGCUGAAAGCUGGCUGUUUUCACAGAGAAACCAAGAUGAAUGAUACUCCCUCCCCAGGCCCAAAAAGGUGGGAGUUCUAAUUCUGCGGCUUCUACAGCCAAGCAGCAGGAUAUACUGUGACACAGAGCCAAACUGGCUUGCAAGAAGUCCACUCACCCCACUUAGUCAUGCCCAAACCUGGCAUAUUGCUUCCUCUUGGUACUGGGAAAAGGAUGCUCAUUUAUCUUCCAAAUUCUCAGCACGUUUCUUAAACAUGCAUUUUUUGCAUCAAAGUAUGUGCAGGCCUAUAACUUCAUCGGGUGUCAUCUUUAAAUGGCCACUCCCCCUGGAGAGCUGCAGUGGAGUAUAGAAGCAACAGGCAAAGCUUGCUUUGGGGAAGCAAAGUGUGGCCAGUUGAUACAAGAGCCUCUGAUCCCUGCCAUUAGACUUCUCACGAGUCUGCCUGGCUCCCUUGAGUUAAGCAAAGGGUGUGUAAAGAAAAUUUACUAGUUGGACUAAAACUAGUAAAUUUAGUCCUUGGACUAAAACGGAGGUGCAGGAUCUUCCAGAAGUUUCCUUGCUUCCCUUAGGCCUUUGACCUGUAGCGAAGUCAUUUAGAAACACAUGAAAAGGAGUUAUUCUAACCUUUUCUAGCUUUGUUAGAACAAUGGCAUUUUAACAUUCCCUGUAGCUUUCUGCUCUCUGCCUAAUUUUUCCUGGUAGAUAUUAAAUUAACGUAUUUCAUUAAUGUAGCCACAGAGACAAUAAAGUCUAACAUUCACAUUGUUAUUCUUCUGUACGCUUGUUCAGUUCCCCAUUGUCCAUACUUAAUAAAGAACAGGAGUUUAUUGGUUGUCAGGCUCCA
Molecule: messenger RNA, 3499 nt
Organism: Podarcis muralis (Common wall lizard)
Lineage: Eukaryota; Metazoa; Chordata; Lepidosauria; Squamata; Lacertidae
Gene: IFT81
Product: intraflagellar transport 81
Biological process (GO): intraciliary transport; cilium assembly
Cellular component (GO): ciliary basal body; intraciliary transport particle B
Molecular function (GO): tubulin binding
Source: RefSeq, a predicted model, not a curated record